CGAAUUGGAACACCAACCUUUGAAACCGCCGUACUGAAAUUUGCGCCUGCUACGACACAACACAUCACAUUCAAACCUCGGGACGGUGGUAGAAAUGGAGGCACAGCUCGAAAAUGCCAUCCAGAUUGCCUCCGAUCCAACCUCGAACCAGCAACUGCGCGGGCAGGCUAUUGAGUACCUCAAUCAACUUCGUACAGAAGGCUCUGCAUGGCAAGCUGCUCUAGCGCUAUUCAUUCGGGACCCUCCGCAGUCUGAAAUUAUUCGCCAUACCUCUCUCGACUUCGUGAACAAUGCCGUUCAAGAGCACCGGCUGGAUGGCCAAAGUCAGGCGUAUAUCAAGGACACCUUGAUGGGGUACGUCCGUCAGAAAUACAGCCCAGGCAACACAUCCACAGAUACAAACCCCAUCCAAAAUAAGCUCAUGCAGACCAUGACAUAUCUCUUCGUGGCAUUAUAUCCGUCUUCCUGGCAGUCUUUCUUCGACGACUUCCGUGAGCUGGCCGGUGACCAGGCAACCAUCGGCAGUGUCAACUAUACUACCACACUCCUCUAUAUCCGUGUGCUGAGCCAGGUUCACGAUGAGAUUGCUGAUGUCUUAGUAGCUCGACAGGAUGAUGAAAUGAAGCGCAACACCGAAUUGAAGGACCUGAUACGCCAGCGAGAUAUUCAGAAAAUAUCAUUAUCGUGGCAGGAAGUCCUCGCUAAAUGGAGGGACACUGACUUUGGUCUAGUAGAGAUGUGUUUGAGGACCAUUGGCCGCUAUGUCAGCUGGAUCGACAUUUCGUUGGUGGUCAACCAGGCCAUGAUCACCACAUUCCUGGAGAUGGCUGGUCAACAAGGAAUCUCGGAUCCAGAAAGCCCAGCCGGCAGGGUUCGAGACGCAGCUAUUGAUACAUUUUCGGAGAUAGUGAGCAAGAAAAUGAACCCAGCGGAGAAGAUUGGGUUGAUCCUGUUCCUUAACCUCGCAGACGUUGUUGGGCAACUCAUCAACAGUCCUGCUCUUUCCGACCAAAAAUCGUCAAGCUACGACAAUGACCUCGCUGAGACAGUGGCAAAACUUGUCAACACUAUCCUCUUCGAUAUCGUGAAAAUCUUGGACUCGGAAGCUGUGGAUGACCAGACCAGACAGCGGGCGGAUGAGCUUCUCCAAACCUUCACACCUUAUCUUCUUAGAUUUUUCGCAGAUCAGUACGACGAAGUCUGUUCGACCGUGAUUCCCUCCAUCACCGACCUUCUCACGUACUUCCGCAAGCUCCAAAAACGAACUGGCGCAUUACCACCGCAAUAUGCCACCAUGCUGCCUCCAAUCCUGGAAGCUAUCAUCGCAAAAAUGAAAUACGACGAAGCGGUUUCAUGGGGCGAAGAAGAUGAUGCAUCGGAGGAAGCGGAAUUCCAAGAUCUCCGCAAGCGUCUGCACAUCUUACAACAGGCUGUAGCUGCCGUAGAUGAGUCAUUCUAUAUUGAGACUCUCAGCCGUGUCGUAAAUGCCACAUUCAACCGCUUUUCUUCGGGUGAUCAGUCCUUGGACUGGCGUGAUCUUGAUUUGGCGCUGCAUGAGAUGUACUUGUUUGGUGAACUCGCAGUUCGGAAUCAAGGACUGUAUGCAAAACGCGAUCCGUCUUCUGCUGCCAGUGAGCGGCUUGUGGGUAUGAUAUCGAACAUGGUCGAGUCUGACCUGGCGAACUACCCUCACCCAGCCAUUCAACUCAACUACAUGGAGAUUUGUGUACGGCACCACCAGUUCUUCGAACAAAACCCCCACUUGAUCCAGAAAGUCUUGCAAAACUUUGUAAGCCUUACUCAUCACACUCAUAUCAAACUUCGCUCGCGAUCGUGGUAUCUAUUCCAACGCUUGGUCAAACAUCUUCGUUCUCAGCUCGGCAAUAUAUCUUACGAGGUCAUACAAGCAAUCGGCGACUUGCUUACGAUCAAGGCCGAACUUCCAGAGGACUCCACGGAUGACAUGUCGUCUGAUGAUGAAGAUCAAGCCGAGGAUGCACUUUUCAACUCCCAACUGUACCUCUUUGAGGCCGUUGGGUGCAUUGCCUCUUCCAACACCGUUUCCACCGAGAACCAGAAAUUAUAUGCACAGACCAUUAUGACUCCAUUGUUCAACGAUCUGGAGCAGACCUUGCCGCAGGCCAGGAAUGGUGAUGAACGCUCCAUUGCCCAAAUUCAUCACAUCAUCAUGGCAAUUGGAACACUGGCUCGCGGCUAUUCGGACUGGAACCUGUCGAGCAACAGCGAGCUUCCGCAAAGCGUGGUGUCAGAAGAAUUUGGCAAAGCGUCUGAAGCCAUUCUUGUAGCACUCAAAUCAAUGAACACUUCCGCCAAGAUACGCAACGCAGCACGAUUUGCGUUUUCUCGCAUGAUAGCGGUUUUGGGCGCGCGUCUGCUCCAGGACCUACCUUCGUGGAUAGAGGGCCUCCUCACACUGACCUCGUCCAUGAAUGAGAUCAGCACAUUCUUGAAGGUUCUCAACCAAGUCGUUUAUACUUUCAAGGCAGAAAUCUCCGGGAUUCUCGAUACUGUUCUGACUCCCCUACUCCAACGGAUCUUCACCGCAUUGGCUUUGACUCCGUCUGGAACAGACGACCUCAACCAGCUGAGGGAUCUUAGGAGAGAGUAUCUCAACUUCAUUAAUGUCGUUCUCAACAAUGGCCUCGGCGCAGUUUUUGUCAGCGAGGCAAAUCAAUCGACAUUCGAAACCAUCAUCACCUCCAUCGACACCUUCGCUCGGGAUACAUCGGAUUACACAACCGCACGCCUUUCUUUAGGUGUCUUGAUCCAUAUGACGUCUGUCUGGAGCGGCCCUGAUAAAAUCGGCCCUAAUGCCAAUAACAACACACCUACAUCACCCGUCACCACCCAGCAGGUUCAAAUCCCAGGCUUCGAAAACUAUGUCGUGGAACGCUUUUCUCCGCUUGUCUGGGCGAUUCCGUCCUCUCCAGGUUUCAACUCGAAAGACGCACAGGCCAAGCAAGUUCUGUACGAAGCGGCUAAUCUGCAGGCUGAGAUUGUCAAGAAGGUUGGCGAGCCUUUCGUCGAGCGCGUCAAGUCCGAUUUGGGUGGCAUGGGUGUCGGCGAAGAUAUCGUGAAUCAAUAUCUCCAAACUCUUGCCGGUGCUUUCGAAGGGCACAAGAAGGAGAAAGAGUGGCGCAUGUUCUUCGCCCGCUUCAUUGACUCAGCGCGAGGCUGA
Periconia digitata is the source of this 3199-nucleotide messenger RNA. The record is from the annotation of a GenBank genome assembly. Lineage: Eukaryota; Fungi; Ascomycota; Dothideomycetes; Pleosporales; Periconiaceae.